GCUAGAUGAUGCCCUGCCUGUUUUUUUUUUCCCUCUGUGUUUUGUUCCCCUCUUCAUUUACAAGGUGCAGUACAACAGUCCCUCAGUCCCUGUGCGCUGGCAAAUGACCCAAGUCUAUCUCAAACCUGAUGGCUGACUUGUUUGUCACACAUACAACGGCCGCGGUCAUGGUGAUCUCGAGAUCUCUACUAACAGUCUUGUGCUGUGUGCCACGGCUGCACGGCUGCGUGGGUACGCUAUACUGCCAGACGGCCAAGACGGCACAGCGCCUAUCCACCUCGUACUAUCCACCUCGUACUACGUGGUAGCGCCAGCGGGCCCGCCCUAGCCCCCUGGUCCUAGUCGUGGCUAAGCUUCCAUGUCCCUGUCCCUCGGGUCCGUCCAAGUCGGUCGUCUCGUCGUGCGUGCCCCUGGUGUCAGCAUGCACAUCAUAUGCUGUAGGUAGCUUGGGUAGGUACAGACGUAUGUCGCCACAUCCUUCCAACCCCCCUCCUGCCCUCGUCGCCUUCAGCAGCCCAGCCUGGCCCAGACCUUGCCAGGCAGGGCGCUUCGCCGACCAACAAGCCCACUUUGUUCCUCACUGUCCUUCACUGUCACCUUCUUUGGACCAUUGCCCCGUCCCGAGGGCCCACACCCCAGGACCACUCCAUCAAAAAGGUCGCCAGCCUCGACCCUGACGCGUGCGUCCCCCAGGAGUCCGACCUCUUUUCUAUCUCCGUCCACGUCGUUCCUGACACCGCGCAAGCACUCCUUCUUUUGCGUCUUUGACAGACAGCACUCAUUUCCCAUUGCAUUGAAUUGCACCGCGAGCCCCUCGGCCUCGCCUCACCUUCUUGCUUGCCCUAAAGCAUUCCACUCUCCCUUCUUUGACCGCCUGUCGGCACGCCGCACUCCUUUCUCUGUCCCGGCUUGGCCAUACGUUAGAAGAAGAAAAAAAAGGAUAUCGGACAAAGCAGUCGCUUGCCCUCGUGCUCAAUACCAGUCCCACUCGUGGCUCUCUUGGCCCGGAUAGGCAACUUACAGGUCCACGACCACCUCAACAAUCGAGCAGACCAGCAACCCACUCAUUUGCUGUCACAACUCCUCAACGACACGAUGCUCACCAAGACUUGCUUGGCGCUCGCUUCGGCUGCGCUUGUCAGCAACGGUGCCCUUGCCGUGAACCACCGUCACCGCCACGGCCACGAGCAGAAGCGUGCUCUCAUCUACGAGACCACCGAGACUGUCACUGAUAUUGAAUGGGUCACCGUCACUGUCGACCCGAAUGAGCCGCCCACCACCGCUCCUGUCGUUGAGGCUACCUCCUCAUCCUUUUCCUCCAGCUCGGCUGCUGUCGAGGCCACUCCCGAGGUGCCCAGCGUCGCCCAGGCCCCUGCUCCGUCUUCCUCCUCUUCGACGCCACCCGUCGUCGUCCCGACUCCUACACCAAGCCCAGCGGCCCCUACCACAUUCGCCACCAGCGUUGCCUCUCCAUCUCCAUCUCCAUCUCCUGCUACUCCAUCUCAGGCUUUUGAGACCCCUGGUGUUGCGGCCGUGGCAGCCCCGCCCUCGACGUCUUCGUCCUCCUCUUCGGCUGCGGUCGCUCCUACGCCUGCCGUGGCACCAUCUCCUUCUACCAAGAAGCGUGGUGCCGCUUAUAACGUUGCCAGCCUAAUCUCACCCUUGAUUGGGAGCGGGAGUCAGAUCUCUUGGGCUUACAACUGGGGCCAGGUGAGCGAUGGGCUGGACCAGGUCGACAGCUCCCUGGAGUACGUCCCCAUGCUGUGGAGCAACAGGCAGGACUUCAUUUCCACCUGGGACUCGAACGCCAAGACUGCCAUCAGCAACGGCGCCAAGAACUUCCUUGGCUUCAACGAGCCCGACAACGUAGGCCAGGCCAACAUGGACCCUGCCAGCGCUGCCUCAGCCUACAUUCAAUACCUGACUCCUCACGCGGGAUCCGUCCGUUUGGGCUCUCCAGCUAUCACCAACAGCGGUACCGACGGCGAGGGCGUGAGCUGGCUGAAGCAGUGGGUCAGCGCGUGCAAUAACGAGUGCAAGUAUGACUUCUGUGCCGCUCACUGGUACUCACCAGCCGACAGCAGCAACUUCCUCAACUACGUCACCCAGGUCCAUGAGGCUUGCGGCACCGACAAGACCGUCUGGAUCACCGAGUUCGCCCCCACUGGGGCCGACGACGCCACCAUCUCCUCAUUCCUCCGGGAGGUGCAAGACGCGCUUGACAACAACUCCACCUACAGCUUCGUCGAGAGGUACUCGUACUUCUACGUCGCUGAUGGCUCCCUGGUCACCGGCACCUCGGCCAGCAGCUACGGUAACACCUUUGCCUACGGCUCCUGAUUGAUCGGCCGCUGGCUUACGGCGUCUCUUGCUUUUCGACUUGCUACUUUUCUUGUGCCAGGGUCACUUGCAGUGACCAGGGUGGGAUGGAUAUUGGAGACACCUUAGUCCCCGAAGUCGGGGUCCAACAACUCUUCACUUCUUGUACAUAUAAAGACUUUUUUACUUCUUCGGUUCUUUGGGGUCCAUGACGGAUCUAGAAGGGACAAUUCGAUGGUGGCAGUGCAAGACUCUUGCCAACAUCAUAGCUGGGUGUUGAUCAGAGAAAAGAUAUAGAACACCUGAAGAGGUUGACUGAUCUUACUCGGCGUCGGGUUUCGGGGAUAUACUCCAGUCCCAGACGCGAACAAUCCACGAUGACUUUAUGCCAGGAAUGAAAAUUGCAUGUAGCAUUGCACAUUAGCUUGAUCCUAGAACACUUGCGUGACCUGAUCUCUUCCUUUUUGCAACGUCUAUUGUCACCCCUGAUCCUUUCAUCAUUACUCUAGGGUACGCAGAGUACACUAAGUGUGGCAUAGUAUAGGCAAAGGGGGGGCCCGCC
This is a messenger RNA of Diaporthe batatas, 2881 nucleotides long. RefSeq lists its product as uncharacterized. Gene Ontology annotation, cellular component: fungal-type cell wall. NCBI's taxonomy places the organism in Eukaryota, Fungi, Ascomycota, Sordariomycetes, Diaporthales, Diaporthaceae. The transcript has a single exon. Gene Ontology annotation, biological process: fungal-type cell wall polysaccharide metabolic process. The record is from RefSeq and is a predicted model, not a curated record. Bases 1096 to 2340 code for a protein of 414 amino acids.